Messenger RNA from Anopheles cruzii, 1542 nucleotides. RefSeq names its product zinc finger protein chinmo (gene chinmo). The transcript is spliced from 6 exons. Gene Ontology annotation, molecular function: protein binding. Gene Ontology annotation, cellular component: nucleus. The record is from RefSeq and is a predicted model, not a curated record. Bases 1 to 1542 code for a protein of 513 amino acids. Gene Ontology annotation, biological process: regulation of transcription by RNA polymerase II. NCBI's taxonomy places the organism in Eukaryota, Metazoa, Arthropoda, Insecta, Diptera, Culicidae.
AUGGAUCAGCAGCAGUACUGCCUCAAAUGGAGCAACUACUCGUCGAACCUGGCGGCGGCCUUCUCCAACCUGUUCGACUCCGCCAUACUCACCGAUGUCACGCUGGUCUGUGGAGAAACGGUAUUCAAAGCGCACAAAGUCAUACUGGCGGCAUGCUCGAAAAACUUUGCCGAUCUGUUCGAGCGAGCGCCGGUCGGCCCGGGACAGAUCAUCGUCAUGCUAGAGGCCACGUCCGCGGACAACAUGCACGCCCUGCUCGAGUUCAUGUACAAGGGCGAGGUGCACGUGUCCCAGAAGGCACUCGAGAGCUUUCUGAAGGCGGCCGAGAACUUGCAGGUUAAGGGACUCACCACGGAGCACGGACGGUUUGCGAGUGCCAACGCAAACAGCAGCCAGCAGCCACAACAGUCGUCAUCGUUCCACGACCCGCCGAACGAUUUGCCAUCGCCCGCCAUCCGCCGACAGCAGCGCAACAGCCUCUCGUCCUCGCUAGAGUCGAUCAAUCGGGCGGUGAAGCGCGAAACGGACAGCAUAGUGGGCAGUGUGGGCAGCGGAAGUAGUGGUGCGGGCGCGAACCACGGCACGGGAAGUGCGACGGAUCGGUGUCCAGGCGCGUCCAGCGGUGGCGGUGGCGGCCGCAACAGCGACCGAAGCGACGGCGCUAGUGGAGGCGGCGCAGGAGAACGUGGUGGUGGCGGUGGCGGCGGAAGUACGCCUUCGUCCAACUUUUCACCAUACUUGCAGCCGUCCUACCUGCAGCCGGCGUCCUACGAUAGCCGGAAGCGUGCCCUUCGCAGUCCGUUCUACGAGCACCAGGAGGCGACCCGGGACAGUGUGCUGCGGGACGGGAAAGCGAGCGCCGGCAACGGCAGUCCAGUGAGUGGCAGCAAAAACUAUCGCCCGUCCAGCAGCGGUUCCUCGGUAACGCCCACGGAGGCUGACACCAUCCACCCGGACCGGGACUCGCCGCAGCAGUCCAACCGCUACGAAAAUCACAGCCCCAGCACAACCCAUCAUGGCCAUGGCAACGGACCGGUAUCGUCGAACACGAUGGAUCGGGAUGAUCGGAACGAUCACAAUGGAUCGAUCGACAAGGUGAAAAACGAAUGCACGGAAGGAAUGGAGGCACGGGCGGAAGACUUGCGGGUGAAAAUGGAACUGCGGCCCAUCCAGUCACCGCUGCGAUCGUCGGCCCCGUCGACACCGACGACACCGGUCGGCUUCAUGCACGUCAAAGGUGGCCUGGAGGCUUCGAUACCGUCGGCCGAGAUGAUGGGCGUGCUGAGUGCACCGCGGGACAGUGUCACCACGGCGGACGUGUUUGCUUACGUUCCAGGCAAAAAGCUGCAGUGCCCACUGUGCGAUCGGCAGUACGGUUACGAGACGAAUCUGCGGGCGCACAUCCGCCAGCGGCAUCAGGGAAUUCGCGUGCCAUGCCCGUACUGCAGUCGAACCUUCACCCGCAAUAACACCGUCAGAAGGCACAUCGCGCGGGAGCACAAGCAGCAGACGCAGUUCCUGCCGAGCCAGCUGCACAGCUAA